GUUGUUUUGGGGCAAUGCAGUCUGCCGAGGCGUCUUCGUCUGCUGCUGGCGCUUCAGCCUCAGUCUCGGCUGCUGCUGCUGCUGCUGCUCCGAUGGCCGCGGUGCCCUUCCGACCGUCCGUCCCGCUCUCGGCACUCGUCGAGAUGCUCCUCCAGAAGGCGCACGGCGAGCUCAUGAAGCUCAGUGAACUGUUGCCGCAGUUCCCAGACAAGCAACGCAAGAUGGCAAUCAUUGAUUACGUCCAGCGGACGCGUGGCAUGUUUGUGCGACUGCUCGUCGUCGUCAAGUGGGCUUCCAAGGCAGCCGAAACGAAGUCUGUCUGGGAGUUGAUGCGAUUCAUCGACAGUCAAACAGCUUGUUUCACGGUUGCCGCCGAUGCGCUGUACUGGACGCAUCGUAAUUUGGGGCAUGCGCGAACGCCCGCUUUUGCGCUUUCGACAGCAAUCGAUGUACUUUCCACCGGGUCAUAUACUCGCAUGCCGAAAGCGAUUUCGGAUAUCGUGCCGCCAAUCACGGUGAAUAGAAAGGACAUUCGGCGUGUGUACCAACAGCUGAACGAUGUUGUCCGCAUUCUGCUGGUCGACUCGUUCGUGCCAGACGGUUUUAGCCAAGUUCUGGUCAACGACGGUCGUGUUUGGCUGGAAGUCCCUUACGAAUUCAAGAUUGCAUUGACCAUCGAUGGUGAAAACGAAAAGAGCUUGUUCUGGCGCAUCCUCUCCAUUGAGCUGCUUGUGCCUUCGCCGCGUCAGAAGAGCGAAACGCGAGAUAAUCCUGCUGACCAAUUCGACUUGAUAUCACCGCGGCAACUGGCCGGGCUGCUUGAACUCGUCCAGGGCCGACUAUUCUUGCACAGAAACCGAAAGCCCCUGCAGGAGGUGUAUGACAUGCUCCACGCCUUCGCCCAAUCCUUGCGACUCGUCUCACUACACCAACAGGCGCAUCGUCUUGAAGUUUCAACCUGGUACAACCAUGUUGCGUUGGCGUUUGAACCCGAAAAGUCUCUUGCUCUGACAUUCUGGAAGUCACAACGCCCGCUCGCGCAAUUCGAAGUUGCUCACGGUCAAGGUGGAGCAGCAGCUCAUCGCGCCGGCGGUGCCGUGCAGCCUAGUGCGGUCUACCUCCCUCCACUAGUGACCGAACACAGCCUGACUGUUCUGCUCCCUUCCGACAAAACCGGCAAGCUGCGCUGUCGGCACGCUCCUCCCUUAAUCCACCCGCGCACCGAAGAGGCUAUUCAUGAGACCGACCUGCCCAUGUAUCAUCUCAACGUUGAGCGGCUAUUCCAAGUUGCCCAAUUCUACCACAAACACGCCAAGCUGCUUGCCAUGUGCCAUCGCUUGCGCCGCAUUCAACUUUCAGAGUUUAUUUAUUCCGAAGAUGUCACUGAAAUUCGAGAAUCAUCGCUGGAGCAAGUCGACAAAAUUGACGAAUUGGCACCGUUGUCUGCCCUCCUGGUUCGCUACUACAGUGGUAGCUACUUUUCUUUGCUGGUUGACUCGCGAACGGGCCGCUACCUGCUGCGAGAGGCCAGUCAGCAGCAGCAACAACAGCACUCAACCUUACUCCCAACUCGCUCCGCCACCUCGCCGCAGGCAAACUCCGUCGGGGCCAAUUUAUUUGCUGCAGUGAACAGCAAGCGCUUUCAGCAGCAGAUCGCCGUCUUGGAGCGCGAGCUCAACAACAGCCAAAUCUCGAUUGGUGAUGUGCUGAGCGCCAUGCGGCAGAUUGCCAUUCUCGCCCGCUGCGAGCACGACGCCCGAAGACUCGGCUUUGAGCCGCUGACACACCUUCCACUUUCACCGCACGAUUUGCUCGCGACACUGAGCAAGAAUCGCUUGUUCCUCAAACUGCCCCACCACACCCAUCACUUUGUUGUGGUCGACGUUGGUGAGGACUUUUCCGAGCGCCUGCACCUGCUCCGCGUCAUGCAAGAUUCUGCACCGUGGAUGACGAGCGACGACGUCUCCUAUUCGUCGCGCGCGGGUGCAACGAGCGGGGCCUCUGGGUCGAACAACUCGCUCAAACCCGUCGAGCUCGUGUACAAGGCACACGACAUUGCUGCAGUCGACCAGGCCAUCAUGGAAAUUGUGACGCAAAGUGCCGCCAGUGCGCAGUUUGCAGACAUUGUGGGCCGGAAGGCAGCAUCGCGGUCGCAAAACAAGCGCCGUGCAACAGACCCGCUGCAGCAGGCUGUCAAGCGCGAGCGCACGCUUCUUGUCGAGCAGAGUGGUGCCCAGUCUUCUGAGCGCCCCAUUCUUUCACAACAGGGCGUGAGCGGGUCGUGGCAACAUGCCACGCUGUUUGCGCGUCGGCUGUUUACGUCACGUCUCGAGUUCUGCAGAGUGUACCUGCCGUUGCUGACGCUCAUGGACUCGUUCCAACAUGCUGGUAUCACGACACGAAUUGUGAACGACCACAACGCGACUCACGCGCCGCUGGUGGUUUGGGUCGCGCCUGCGCUGGCAGAAGACUUUUUGGCUGCAACAGCCGCGAGGAGCUCGACCUCGAGCAGUGGUCUGCCAGCAUCCAUGACACUGCAGUCUCCAUCGCUGCGCCCCGUCACGUUGUCACUACAUUUGAGCAUUCUUGUGCUCCCAUCCCUCGAACCCGCGCCCAGCACUGCGUUCCAGCAGCGACCGACCUCUGGUGCUGGAGCGGCUGGUGGACACCCAACUGGCGUGGCAGCGACCGGUUCCGGUGUAUUGGCUUUGGGAACUUCAGCACUCGGGUCUGCUGCUGCUGCUGCUGCUGCCGCUGCUGCUGCUGCAGGCGUAGGCGCAAGUUCGACCCCUGCGACUGCCACCAGACUGGCCGCGUCGUUGUUUUCUCGCGAUCACAUGUCCCUCAGCAACCUGUCGUCCUGCAUCCGCUCGGGCCUUAUUUCUCUCGAUGCAGGGGGUGACGCAUGGCGCGUUGUGAUGCUUCUGCACGAAGACGCGUCCUAUCUGCUCGGGCGCGGCUGCUUUGAACUCAACCAGUCCUCGAACGUGCAGUCCGGGAUGCCGUGCUUCUUGCAACGGUCUUCAAGCAGCAGCUCCGACGGCGGGAACGAGUGCCUUUCGUUCGUCUUCCCAAGCUUCAGCUCGGCAGGACACCGAUUUUUGCAAGAGUGGAGAGCGGCGUGCAUCAUGCUCCGCUUGGCGCUUCCGCUCCGCCUGCUGUUGGACACAACCGCGAGUGGACUUGAUUCCGAGCCCAAUGGAGCGGCCAACGACGCAUCCACCAACGAGGAGGCCCUUUCAGCCAUCGUUCGGCGAACUGGCAGCGUGCUUCUUCCCAACUGCGCGUCCAAGGGCGCCCCAGCUCUUUGGGCCGCAUCGUUCUUUGGCGGGUUUUUCGUGGUUUCGUCCUUUGACAUGCGUACGCUGGUGAUUUCCUACGGACGCGUGGUGAACGAGGUCACCCACUCGUUGUUUGCAAGCAUUCGCUUUGAUUCGCAAACGUUGCGUUACGUUGUGACUUUUGGCACGAGCGGGUCGGACGGGGCUGCCGACAAUCCACACUCGUUGAUUGCACCCUUCCUCGAAAGCGAUUUGAACGGGCAUUUCGAUCUGACCUUGUUGUUGAAGAAUCUGUUCAUCACUUUCGCACCGCUGCAAGCACUGCUGGCUCAUACCUCCGCUCCACCGUCAAUCAGCUGCAUUGGCCAGCUCCGGUCAACUACGCCUCUCAUUGUUCUGCCUCAUGCCAUCGAUUCCGUUGCUCUGGUUCUGUGGGGCGUCUUCUCCGUUGUGCUGUACAUUCUUCCGAACGGCUUUGUUGCACUUCACGAUGGCGCAGAUAAAGUACCACCAGCUCAACGAUUGACAGACAACGGAGUUGUGCCAUUCCCACAAUUGCGUGCCUUCCACGCGCGCAUCACAAGUCGCGUGGAAUCCGUGUAUCAAGCAUCGAAUUCCACGGCAGGACAGUCUCAGAACGGUGCAUCGCGCGUUGCCGAGUUGUUCUACCGCGGCCUGCCGCCCCUGUCCGUUUCGGAUCACUCUCCGGGUACACCGCCGGUCGCCUUCCGCGGGGACGUUCUUCCGCUUGUAAUCGAGGCUUUAUUGGAAGAUUCUCUGCCUGCAGUGAGCCUGCGACAGGCUUUUAUUCUUGCCUCUCGUGAUCAGAUUGUGAGCAAAUCCGGAAACCUAUCCUGCCCGUCGCCGUUCAGUGCGUUGACACUUGUCACCAAAACGCAAGAAACGUGGUCGUUGGAACACUUGGGCAACGCGCUUUCCUUGCAACUGGCUUCGAAAACGGGAGUCACCGAGGCAGAAAAUCAACUUCUGCGCCGCUAUUUACUCCACUACUCUUCAAAGUGGCUUCGACGCCCACACGCCUUUGUUGCCAUGCUCAGGCUUGCUCAAGUUCCCGAUACUGUUCGCACCCAGUUCUUCAAGUUGCUUUCCUGCCAACUGGACCAGGACCAAUCCAAGCCGCUUCGACUUGAAAUUUGCUGGUGUGUGCCGCCGUCGCUCGAGUGGGCCACGCACCUUCCUGCCACUGGCCAGCCUGUCAUUUUUGUCGCUCCUGCGUACUUUCGCUUCGUCGUCCGUUUGAUUGAUCGCAAGGACGAGUCUUCGUUCGUGGAUGUUCCAAUCACACACGACGUGUACGCUGGCGACACUCGAGGAUGGGAAUUCGACUCGACUCCUGUGAUUGGUCGCGGGUCGGCGGCAGGCCAAACAGCUCCUCCGACCAACGAGGCGUCUACCAACGCAAGUCCCGCGGAAGCAAUGCGCGUCGAUGGUUCGGAAGGUGCCGCAGGCGGAUUGCAGAUGCUCUUCUCGUCGUCCUCCUCGGCGCAUCUCUCCACGACCACAACCACUGGUGCAUCGCGUGCGCUGCUUCGCCUCAUGGUCCCGGAGAAUGUGGAUUUGACGACAGACACUUCUCAAAACUGCCCAACGCUGUUUGAAGCUGUCUCCUCGUUGCUCGACAAGUCCAUUGCUGAGCUGGUUUGAGCACGUUGCGUUGUUGUAUUCCCCCCCCCCACCUCCUUGCCCCUUUGUACUUUUACCAACCAAUAUACCUCGAUCCAAAUGUGAAAACCCC
Molecule: messenger RNA, 5037 nt
Organism: Capsaspora owczarzaki ATCC 30864
Lineage: Eukaryota; Filasterea; Ministeriida; Capsasporidae
Exons: 15
Coding region: 15-4946 (1643 amino acids)
Biological process (GO): regulation of transcription by RNA polymerase II
Cellular component (GO): core mediator complex; mediator complex
Molecular function (GO): transcription coregulator activity
Source: RefSeq, a predicted model, not a curated record